UUUGUCCUCUCACGACUCCCGUUGCUCAGCAGUGAUUGGUCGACGGUAAAAACAUGGCGCCGUCCGCGCAACUGUGAAAACAUCAUGAAGAAAAGUUAAAUACUGUGCAGGACAUGCCCGCGUGUUUUUGACACCGCUAUAUGUCCUCAGUGUGUUGGGGUUACUAUCUCUGUCUAUGGCGUUCAGCUCGCUGAAGCUAGCCGUUAGCUUCUCUCUACAUUAGCUUCCUCGGUUUGCUAACUGAGCAGCUAACACUGGUGCUGAGGCUCCUCAUCUGACAACUCUACCCAAUACCGCACAGUCGUCUUCCUCAGCACCAGUCAUAGGGAUACAUCGUCACAGAAGAAACUUUCUCAAACUAACAAUAUGCCUGCGUUCCGCCAAGUGGGAGAGAAGCAGCUUCCUAACCCUGUUCUGUGUAUGGCCUGGUCUCCCAGACGGGACCUGAUUGCUCUGGCCAACACAACAGGAGAGCUGCUGCUGCAUCGUUUGGCCAGUUUCCAGCGUGUUUGGAGUUUACCACCCAGUGAGUAUACUGGGAAGGAGAUCACUGCUCUCGCCUGGAGACCUGAUGGCAAAAUACUGGCCUUCAGCCUUGGAGACACCAAGCAGGUGGUCCUGUGUGGUGUGGAGAAAGCAGAGAUUCUACAUGUGUUUCCGAUGCAGAACCCUGUAACCUGCAUGCACUGGAUGGAGGUGACGGAGGAGAGCAGUGCGCUCAGCUCCUUUUACAAUUCAGAAGAUGAGUCCAAACUUUUUCUUCCCAAAUUACCAGCACUCCCCAAGAGCUAUAGCACAACAUCAAAGAUCUUCAGUGAAGAAAAGUCAGAUGAAAUAAUGAAUCUUCUGGGAGAAGUCAGACUGAAUGUACUUGUUCUCGGGGGUGAAGAUGGCUUUGUGGAGCUUUAUGCCUAUGGGAUGUAUAAGAUUGCCACUUUAACUGGAGUAUCCGGAAGGUGUCGCAGCCUGAGUCUAUCCAGUGAUCUCAAGUCGCUCUCCGUCAUCACAGAGGUCAGAUCUGAUGAGAACAACCCAAAGAUCUGCUACAUUCAGCUGGACACAGGGCUGUUGUCUGACUGUCUGCCUGAGGUCACCCGGAUGGCGCGCAAGUUCACCCACAUCUCCACGCUCCUUCAGUACCUGCAUCUCUCGCUCACAUGUAUGUGUGAAGCCUGGGAGGACAUCCUUAUGCAGAUGGACCUUCGACUCACUAAGUUUGUUCAGGAGAAAAACACAAGCACUCAGGUUCAAGAUGAGUUCCUGGAGCUUUUGCUGUGGGGACAAUCGAGCCCAGAACUACAAGCUCUUCUCAUGAACCAGCUCACUGUCAAGGGCCUGAAGAAGCUUGGCCAUUCCAUCGAGUCCUCUUACUCCAGCAUCCAGAAGCUAGUCAUCAGCCACCUGCAGAGUGGCUCUGAGGCUCUGUUGUAUCACCUCAGUGAGGUGAAAGGCAUGUCCCUAUGGAAGCAGAAGUUUGAGCCCCUUGGUCUGGAUUCAGCAGCUAUAGAAGGUGCGAUCACGGCAGUGGGUUCCUUCUCUCUCAAAGCCAACGAACUUCUACAGGUGAUUGACAAGAGUAUGAAAAACUUCAAAGCCUUUUUUCGGUGGCUGUACGUAGCUAUGCUGAGAAUGUGUGAGGAGCAUGUACCACCAGAGCUCAACAAGAUGACUCAGAAGGACAUCGCCUUCGUUGCUGACUUCCUGUCUGAGCAUUUCAGUGAGAAUGAAGAACUGUUUGAUCGCAAAGGAAAGUACUUUAAUGUGGAACGAGUUGGUCAGUACCUGAAAGAUGAGGAUGAAGACCUCGUGUCACCGCCCAACAACAAGGGAAACCAGUGGUUGAAGUUUUUGCAGGAGAGUACGCACCUGAAAGAGAGCCCGUUGCUGUUCCCUUCAUAUCCCCAAAAGUCAUUGCACUUUGUCAAGAGGAUGAUGGAGAACGUGAUUGAACAGUGUUUACAGAAACCUGCAGAAGUAAUUGGGAAAUCGGUAAAACAGGCUGUGAUUUUGCCGCUGUACACUGUGCCAGAGAGCUCAAACACCCCACGACUCUUUGAACUUCCAUCUUUAUGGAACGACAAGAAGACCAAAAUGCAUUAUGUCCUCUUCAGCAUGCCAGACAUUUCACCCUGCAAGCUCUACCUGUUACGGAAAGGAACAGACCCAGACAGACAUAUUCCCAACAGUGUUAUGUCCAUUGACCUGAGCCACCAUCUUGACAGUGCAGAUGAUAACGCUGCUGCCCAGUCUCAUUAUGCUUACAGCUGCCUAGAUGCUCGGUUCUAUGACGAUGAAAUGCUAACAGUAGUCUUGCAAGGAGCAGAAGGAGACAACAGUCGACGUGUCCUGGCUCAGCUGCCUCUUGCUUCCACCCUGAGCUGUGAGACAGAGUUCAACUGGGAUCCGAACCUGAGGUUGGAUCAGCAGAGCAGUAACAUCCCGUGUCAAGGCUUAGUGUUGGGGAAUCAGUGGCGUGAACUGGAGAGCAUGAAGGCUCAAUUUGUAGCUGUCAAUGGAAUCCGCAAAGUAGCCUGUGUGCUGAGUGCCAAUCUGAGGCACAUUCGUGUUUUUGAGAUGGAUGUAGAAGAUGAGGAUGAGGAGGGAGCCGACUCACAGAACGCCAGUGCCGACCAGGAGGGACUGGAAACUACCAUGACAAGCGAGGGGCAGGGAGAGGAGAGUGUGGAGGCUGAAGGUGAAGCCAAACAGGGUGGAGGAGAUGGGUGUCAGAAAACUGAGGAACGUCUGGAGUCUGAAGAAGCGCUGGAACUCUCUUAAGCCUGAGUCACAGGAAGGGGCAAUAUAACAAAGGACUUGGCUCCAUGUUUUGUUUUGUGUUUUUUUUUCAUUUUUUGAAAAAUAUGUUUGUAUUAGAAAAUAAACAGGAUUGUG
Molecule: messenger RNA, 2892 nt
Organism: Paralichthys olivaceus (Japanese flounder)
Lineage: Eukaryota; Metazoa; Chordata; Actinopteri; Pleuronectiformes; Paralichthyidae
Gene: anapc4
Product: anaphase promoting complex subunit 4
Biological process (GO): protein K11-linked ubiquitination; anaphase-promoting complex-dependent catabolic process; regulation of mitotic metaphase/anaphase transition
Cellular component (GO): anaphase-promoting complex; nuclear periphery
Molecular function (GO): protein binding
Source: RefSeq, a predicted model, not a curated record